AUGUACUUUGCCUUCAACUCCCUGACAGGAAGUAUUCCAUCAUCGCUGUAUUCCCUUACAAACUCAUUGAAAGUCAUCCUUUUACCAGAAAAUCAGCUGACAGGACCAGUACCAACAGAACUGGGAUUGCUAACUAAUUUGCUGGGUCUAUCACUGGACACCAACCUUUUCACUGGGACAAUUCCCACAGAACUUGGACAAAUAAGUGGGUUAAAGGCUCUGUCCCUGUAUGACCUGAAUCUGAGUGGCUCUGGUCUUACGGGGACAAUCCCUACUAGAUGGCUUGGCAACAUGACAUCCAUGGAGUCAUUGACACUGCCGGGGAACUUCUUUACUGGGACUAUCCCAACAGAACUUGGCCUUCUAACAACGUUGUUUGCCUUGUGGCUUGAUUCUAACGCUUUGUCGGGCACAAUCCCAAGUGAAUUUGGAUUGUGCGAGCAAGUGCGUGUCUUGACCUUGCGUCGCAAUAACCUGGCAGGGACCAUUCCCACAGAGGUCGGACAGCUUACCCACGGUUUGUUUCAGUUAUGGCUACAUGACAAUGAUUUGACCGGAACAGUGCCAUUGGAGCUUGGCAAUGUCCCUUUCCCUGCACCUUUUGGUGAAGUCUGGUUGCAUAGAAAUGAUCUUUCUGGCAUUAUCCCUGAGAGCUUGUGCUCUGCCAACAACCUUUAUUUUGACUGCAGCAGCCAGCUCUGUGGAUGUGACUUGUGUAACUGUUGUUCUGACAAUAAUAGAACAUCACCGAUACUACUGGAGGGAGAAAACAUUGUUGUCUAUGGAGAUGGUGAUCUGCUGCUGCUGCUGCUGAGUGAUGGUCAGCUGCUGCUGCUGAGUGAUGCAAACCAAACUGAGGGGAACCAAACUGGACCCUGA
Seminavis robusta is the source of this 879-nucleotide messenger RNA. NCBI's taxonomy places the organism in Eukaryota, Bacillariophyta, Bacillariophyceae, Naviculales, Naviculaceae. The record is from the annotation of a GenBank genome assembly.